This is a messenger RNA of Sander lucioperca (pikeperch), 2277 nucleotides long. RefSeq names its product protein NLRC3-like. The record is from RefSeq and is a predicted model, not a curated record. Lineage: Eukaryota; Metazoa; Chordata; Actinopteri; Perciformes; Percidae. Bases 33 to 2252 code for a protein of 739 amino acids. The transcript is spliced from 5 exons. Gene Ontology annotation, molecular function: protein binding.
UGCAGACAGCCAAUCAGAGCAGCUCUGAACAAAUGAAUGUUGGUCAUCAGAAACAUAAGAACAGGCUGAAGGGGACAUUUGAAUGUGUGACUGAAGGAGCUGAAACAGGAAGUAGAACCCUCCUCAACAGGAUCUACACUGUCCUCUACAUCACAGAUGAACUGAGUGAAGAGGUUAAUACCCAACAUGAGGUGAGGCAGCUCGAAACAGCUUCCAAGAAGAAGACCCUCCAUGACUCUCCAAUCAAGUGCUGCGACAUCUUUAAAGCCUUAUCUGACCAACAGAAACACAUCAGAGUCGUUCGGACGAGCGGUGUCGCUGGCAUUGGAAAAACCUUCUCAGUGCAGAAGUUCUGUCUGGACUGGGCCGAGGGUUUGGAAAACCAAGAUAUCAGUCUGGUGAUCCCUCUUUCCUUCAGGGAGCUGAACUUGAUCAAAGAUAAGCAGUACAGUCUUCUGGAGCUGCUCCGUGUUUUCCAUCCAACUUUACAGGAGGUCCCAGCAGAGCAGCUCGCUGGCUCUAAAGUUCUCUUCAUCUUUGAUGGCCUAGAUGAAAGCAGAAUUACACUGGAUUUCAACAACAAUGAGGCUGUUUCGGAUGUCACACAGAAGUCAUCAGUCAACAUGCUGUUGACAAACCUCAUCCAGGGGAAGCUGCUUCCCUCGGCUCUCGUCUGGAUAACUUCCCGACCUGCAGCAGUCAAUCAGAUCCCUCCUGCGUGUGUUGACAGGGUUACAGAAGUACGAGGCUUCACUGACACCCAGAAGGAGGAGUACUUCAGGAAGAGAGUCAGUGAUGAAGAGCUGUCCAGCAGAAUCAUCUCCCACAUCAAGACAUCCAGGAGCCUCCACAUCAUGUGUCUGAUCCCAGUCUUCUGCUGGAUCACUGCUACAGUUCUGGACCACAUGUUGACUACAGACCAGAGAGGAGAGCUGCCCAAGACCCUGACUGACAUGUACUCACACUUCCUGCUGGUUCAAACAAAGAGGAAGAAGCACAAGUAUGCUGAGGGACAUGAGAUGAGUCCACAGGAGCUGACGGAGGCUGACAGGGAAGUUCUUCUGAAGCUGGGGAGGCUGGCGUUUGAACAGCUGGAGAAAGGAAACAUCAUGUUCUACCAAGAAGACCUGGAGAGCUGUGGUCUGGCUGUCACAGAGGCCUCGCUGUACUCAGAGAUCUUCAAAAGAGAGAGUGUGAUCUUCCAGAAAACAGUCUACUGCUUUGUUCAUCUGAGCGUUCAGGAGUUUCUGGCUGCAGUCUACCUGUUCCACUGUUACACCAACAGGAACACAAAAGUACUGGAGGACUUCCUAAGGAAAAGAGUUAUGGAUGAUGAUGACGUUGAUGAUGAUGAUGAUGAUGAUGAUGAUGAUGAUGAUGAUGAUGAUGAUGAUAAUGAAGAUGAUGUUGAUUGGGACAAUGAUCAUUACCGAUCCCUGGAUGUCUUCCUGAAGAGAGCCAUGGAGAAAUCUCUUGAAAGUAAAAAUGGCCACCUGGACCUGUUUGUCCGCUUCCUUCAUGGCCUCUCUCUGGAGUCCAACCAGAGACUCUUAGGAGGCCUGCUGGGCCAGACAGACAACAGUCCACAAAUCAUCCAGAGAGCCAUCAACAACCUGAAGGAGAUUAACACUUAUGAGAUCUCUCCUGACAGAAGCAUCAACAUAUUCCACUGUCUGACGGAGAUGGACGACCACUCAGUCCAUCAAGAGAUCCAAGAGUUCCUGAAGUCAGAGAACAGAUCAGAGAAGUACCUCUCAGAGAUCCACUGCUCAGCUCUGGCCUACAUGCUGCAGAUGUCAGAGGAGGUUCUGGAUGAGUUGGACCUGGAGAAGUACAACACAUCACGGGAGGGACGACGGAGACUGAUUCCAGCUGUGAGGAACUGCAGAAAGGCUCGACUUCUUUACUGUUACCUCUCUGAGACUGACUGUGAAGUUGUGGCCUCAGCUCUGAAGUUCAACCCCUCCCAUCUGAGAGAGCUAGACCUGAGUUACAGAAAUCUGCCUGAUUCAGGAGUGCAGUGUCUCUGUUCAGGACUGCAGAGUCCAAACUGUAGACUGGAGACUCUGAGAUUGGAGGCUUUCAGGUUGUCGGAGAUCAGCUGUGCUUCUCUGGUCUCAGCUCUGAAGUCCAACCCCUCCCAUCUGAGAAAGCUGGACCUGACUAACAACAAACUGCAGGAUUCAGGAGUGAAGCUGCUUUGUGGUUUUCUGGAGAGUCCACACUGUAGACUGAGAACUCUGAGAUUGUGAAACUGCAAUUUCUCAGAUAUCAGCU